UGGCUUAAUUAAUUUUUACCAAGAGUGAAGCCUGAUCCGAUGUGGUUGGGCAGUGGUAUUUACAGCGUGAGCCAGUGCUCAAUGUUGCGCAAACUCCUCUGCACCACUCUCCCUCGUUUACCCUCCAAAACCCUAACAAUCAGAAGCUUCUCCUCUUCGAAAAUGGGGGACGCCAGGAGACCCUCACCGCUCCCCAUCCCCACCUUGGACAAAGCCCAACGCUCCGACCUCCUCCGAGCCCUCGAGGCCUCUCUCGGCAGCCCCUUCAGCUCCGAGCCCCUCUCCGCCAACCCCAGCCCCCUCAUCAUCGUCAUCAGCGGCCCCAGCGGCGUCGGCAAGGACGCCCUCAUCGCCCGCCUCCGCGAGUCCCGCCGCGGCCUACACUUCGUCGUCACCGCCACCACGCGCCCCCGCCGCCCCUCCGAGCUCCACGGCCGCGACUACCUCUUCGUCUCCAAGGACGACUUCCUCGCCAUGGUCCACCGCGACGAGCUCCUCGAGUACGCGCUCGUCUACGGCGACUACAAGGGCGUCCCCAAGCAGCAGAUUCGCGAGGCGCUCGCCAAGGGCUGCGACGCCGUGCUCCGGGUCGACAUCCAGGGCGCCGCCACGCUCCGCAAGGCCCUCGGCAAGUCCGCCGUGUUUGUCUUCGUGGCUGCCGAGAGCGAGAUGGCCUUGGUGGAGAGGCUCGUCGACCGGAGGACUGAGACCGUUGAGUCGCUGCUUGUUAGGAUUGGCACCGCUAGGGAGGAGAUGAAGCAUGUUAAGAAUUUUGAUUAUGUUGUGGUGAAUGCCCAGGGGAAGCUUGAUAAUGCCGUGAAAUUGAUGGAGUCGAUUAUUGACGCGGAGAAAGCUAGGGUUUCGCAGAGGAAUCCUCUCCUAUGAGAAAUACUCGCAUGUGACGAGGUUGGUCCUUUGGUCCUUUCCUACAACUGAAGUCCUCAUGGGAUAACAUGUUGGGAGUAAUGCUUGUGGUGAUUCUUCCUAUACUGCAUUAAAAGAAAUACAAGUGUUUUUUCUUGGUGAAUAGAAGUUUGAAUUACAAUGCUUAAUAUCAUUUGUUUAUUUUAUUUAGUGAUCUCUGGUUGGAAAUAGUUAUGUAAGUAGCAAAUUGAAUGUAGUGGAUGAAACAGUGAACUGAACUGACACAGUUAGCAUUGGUACCUUGUGUAAUCCUUCUAAUGAACUGAUUCAAAAAGCCAGUGACUCUGUCAAACCUAAUUGCUAUAGAUUUUUAUGCACAUACUGGGUUCCUUUCUC
This is a messenger RNA of Cajanus cajan (pigeon pea), 1260 nucleotides long. RefSeq names its product guanylate kinase 3, chloroplastic. Gene Ontology annotation, biological process: purine nucleotide metabolic process. Gene Ontology annotation, molecular function: GMP kinase activity. NCBI's taxonomy places the organism in Eukaryota, Viridiplantae, Streptophyta, Magnoliopsida, Fabales, Fabaceae. Gene Ontology annotation, cellular component: cytosol. The record is from RefSeq and is a predicted model, not a curated record.